AUGACGUUGGCUCUGCACUUGGAAAGCCCUUCUUGGCAGGUAUCUGACUGGGGUCUGCUGGAGAAUGUUUACUCGUCAUCUGCAGCGCUGGCCUCGUGCUCUUCCGAGACGAUCUUUACCUGGAGUCAGUUCUGGGACGCGACGUCCCUGUCACCCUGGAGCGACUUCCCACAGCCGUGUCCGCACGGAGAGGCACCGAGAGCGACCCAGGACCCCAGGACCCAGCCUCCCGCGGGCCACGCUGCAGACGACGGAUUUAAGCGCUGCGCAACAGCCUCGAGGGGCCCGAGCGCCUUUGGUCGGAAGGGCAAGCUGGGUGGCUCCGCGGACUGGGUGCCCGGCGUGCGGCCGGGCUCUCCCUGCUGCGGGGUGUGCGGGAGGGCGCUGGCGCACCUGGUGCAGGUGUACUGCCCGCUGGAGGGGUCCCCCUUCCACCGCGUCGCCAACGUCUUCGCCUGUGCCGAGAAGGGGUGCUGGGGAGCGCCCCGCAGCUGGAAGGUGCUGCGCUCCCAGUAUCUGCAAGCAGAAGGAAAGGAGACGGGCGAUGACAGCCUAAACCAGAAACAAGGAUCGAACUUUGCUGCAAAGGAUUGGUGUGAUGGAGCAGAUGACUGGGGAGUCUGUGAUGGAGCAGAAUCUCCUGCAUGUGCCUCCCUUCGGCUGCUUGGCUUAAAUGAAGCUGUGAGCAGCUCCUUGUCCAGAGAGGUGGAGUGUGCAUCCCAGUUCCAACAGCUUUGCUUGUCUGAAGCUACUGAUGGGUCAGAUUCCCUGAAUACACAUCCUCCAGUCAGUGGGGGAAUAGUAAUGGCAACAUCUAGUUCAGCUCCUGUGUUCCAGCCCUUUUACAUUAGUGUUGUGGAUGAGGAAGACUACACUGGUUUCCUUGAUACAGAUCAUGCAGAUAAGCUAUUGAAGGAGUAUCAGCAGAGGGAGGGUGUCGAUUUGGAACAGUUGAUGUCAGAAAGUUUUGCAGGAGAAGGUGGUAAUGAAAAAUAUGAGAAGAGUGAAGUCAAAAGCAGGGACCACACAUUCCAUAAAUUUAUGAAAAGAAUAUCAGUGUGUCAUGAACAGAUUCUAAGAUACUCUUGGGGUGGCCAGCCUUUAUUCAUAACGUGUCCUCCAGCCAACAUUGACAAAGGUAUUCCAGCCUGCAGUAACUGUGGAAGCAACAGAAUAUUUGAAUUUCAGCUCAUGCCAGCGCUGGUCAGCAUGCUCCAGAGUGAUUCAGAUCUGUCAGUGGAAUUUGGAACUGUUAUAGUUUACACAUGUGAGAGAAGCUGUUGGCCAGCAAAUCAUCAAACCCCUCUUGAAGAAUUUAUUUUUGUACAAGAAGACCCAGAUCAGAGAUUAUUUAAAUAAUAAAUUGUAUUUCUCCGCAUAGAUGGAAA
Molecule: messenger RNA, 1388 nt
Organism: Haliaeetus leucocephalus (bald eagle)
Lineage: Eukaryota; Metazoa; Chordata; Aves; Accipitriformes; Accipitridae
Gene: PDCD2L
Product: programmed cell death 2-like
Exons: 9
Coding region: 1-1359 (452 amino acids)
Cellular component (GO): cytoplasm
Source: RefSeq, a predicted model, not a curated record